GAGGGGUCGAGAAAGGACGGUGAUGCUGUAUAAUAAGAGGUUUGUUAUGUUCAGGUGCAAAAGCUGAGAAGAAGAACAAAAGCACACAUUACCACAAACUUAACACACCCUGCGUGGAGUACAGGACUUACAUGAGAUAUGGUUCUUCUCAUUUCAGUGACCCUGCUCUUAUCAGUAGUAUGUGGUAUAGGCGCAUAUAUUCCUCAUCGCUAUCACUUUGUGAAUGAGAAUAAAACCUGGAGUGAAGCUCAGACUUACUGUAGAGAGCAUUACAAUGAUCUGGCCUCCAUCAACGACAUGGGAGAGAUGAAGAAGCUGAAUAGCACACUGAAAAAGGAAACUGCAAAGCAAGCUUGGAUCGGUCUGCAGAGAAAAGGCACUGGGAAAUGGCUGUGGUCUCUGCCAGACCAAACUUUCUAUGUAAAUGGAGGCACUUACAGAAACUGGAAUUAUGGAGAACCAAACAACAAUGGGGGACAUGAGUUCUGUGUUGAGAUGUUUAGCAACAGUGGCUUAUGGAAUGAUGUCAAUUGUGAGACUUUGAUAGCUUUUGUGUGUUAUGAAGAAAAAAACACCAAUAGAUACAUAUUGAUUGAGGAACCAAAGAGCUGGCUUGCUGCUCAGACCUACUGCAGAGAGAAUUACAUCGACCUGGUCAGUGUGAGGAACCAAACUGAGAAUGAUGAAAUCAGGAGAGUGAUUCAAACUUCACCUUCUGUUUGGAUUGAUCUGUUUAUGGACUCCUGGGCGUGGUCGGAUCAGAGUAAUUCCUCAUUCAGAUACUGGAGCUCUGACAAACCCAGUGGACUUUUUUACUGUGCUGUUGUGUCUAUAACUGAUACAAAUUGCAGCUGGAAUGAUGCAGACUGCACUGAAAAACUCCAGUUUGUCUGCCAUGAAAAGAGACUGGUCUUGAUUAAUCAGAGUCUGACCUGGAAAGAAGCUCUGAACUACUGCAGGAACCAUCAUUAUGACCUGGUCUCAGUGCGCACUGAGGAGACGCAGCUCUGGGUGAAGGAAGCGGUUCAAAACGCCUCCACCGAAUACGUGUGGCUCGGCCUGCGUCAUGACUGCGUCCAGCGUAUCUGGUUCUGGGUUUUUGGAUCGAUGGUCUGCUACCAGGACUGGGCCCCGGGGAAUGGGACAUGGAAUGAAGACUGCAGCCAUGAGAGGAAAACCGGAGCAGUGCAGUCUGGGGGAAAGCAGCAGUGGAUCGAACUUCCUCAGAACUACAAACUCAACUUCAUCUGCUCUACCUAUGACGAUAUGUUUUAAUAACAUGAAGACAGAAGACAAGAUCACCAGAUCUACAGUACUGUCUCUUUUAUACUCUUGCUAUAAUGUAUCCUCUUUAUCCAGAUGUUGCAUUAUAUUUGUAAUAUGAUAUUCAGUAAAUUCCACUGUCUCCAUACAGCAUGACCUUUUCAUAUUCACAUAGUAUGUUACCUAUAUUAUACUUGUUUUUCUUAUUAAUAGAGGGUUUAGGUCAAUUAAGGUGAAUCUAUUUACUUGAUUUUAUACUACAGUGUGUUUGGUAUGCACAUUUCAAUGUUUUUCCAUACACUUUCUCAGAAUAGGGAAAUAUACCACACUCAGUUCAUUUACACCCAUGCAGGAUGUUUAGAACACAUAGCCCCGCAAACAGUGGUGUUAAAAUGUUAUUAUUCAUGAUGGUUAUACAAGUGUCAUGUGAUACAUUUUUUUUAUUUUAUGAAAUUCUCAUGUUUACCUUUUUACAUGUUGACAAAUAAGUUCAUUAUUGAGAUUUGUGCAUAAUUACAUGGUGAUGGUUUCUAUACCUGGAAUUUCUGAGCACGUGAUUAUUAAUGUGUGAGAAUGUAGACUGUAAUGACUGAAGACAGUUACAUUUCCUAUCAAAUAAAACCAAUUUCAAGUAUGCAUUUUAGUGUAUCCCUGUGUUUCCUCUGUGUUACACUUCACAACCAUACACUCAAAUAUGAAGAACUAAAGCUAUGGUCAGGUUCAUAGAUUGUAGCUUUGGUCAUAAUUUGAUAUGUGGUAUCAACUAAAACUUCUUUAAUUUAUUAGAAUUUCUCUUAAUUUUACUCUCCAAUGUGUAAAUUGUGAAGAAGAAUAACUCCAUGCAUAACUCCUGAGAUUUAAACCCACUAUUUUCCACCUAUUAGAACAGAACUUUACACUGUUCAGCUAGCACCCCCAUUUACAGCUGUGAUACUGUAAUGAGAGCCUCACACCUCUCACACCACCAAAUCUUACUCACAUCUAUACACAUCUUAACUGUUUAGUGAUCUUAACCAUCAUUAACAAAUUGAGACUGAUUGUAGAUGUGUUAAAUAUGAUAGCUGUGCUGAAAUUAUCACCACAUACGGGCUGUGGAGUCCAAAACAAGGCCAAAGCCCGGACUAAGUUCUCAUGGUAGCACCCAAAGCAUGCUGAACUACACUUCCCAGCAGCCCCAGCACAUCACAUGUCCUAGUCACACUCAUCUGUUUCUUGUCUCACCCUCAUUAGGAACCUUAAAUAAAUCCUAGUGUUUCUGCACCUCACUGUCAAGCUUUUGUUGUUUUGUUCAUCUUUGUUUGUGUGUGCCACAGCCUAGGACUGUUUAUGUACAUGAUCCUUUUGUUUUAUUACUGAUUUGUUGUCUGUUUUUGCACUUUAUUUCAAUAAAUCUGCACUUGCAUCCA
This is a messenger RNA of Ictalurus punctatus (channel catfish), 2669 nucleotides long. RefSeq names its product macrophage mannose receptor 1. The transcript is spliced from 6 exons. The record is from RefSeq and is a predicted model, not a curated record. Bases 139 to 1275 code for a protein of 378 amino acids. Lineage: Eukaryota; Metazoa; Chordata; Actinopteri; Siluriformes; Ictaluridae.